CUGAAUACCGGCAAACAACCGCCAGAGAGGGGACGUGGCAUACGCAUACUCGUUGGACUUCGUUCUUCUCUAUUACUAUAGCUGUUUCCGUUCUACGGUGCAAACGAAAGUAUCGGCACUUCGCAGUCGAUAGCAAAAGUGGUUUUGUGUGUGUUUUGAAUUCAAAAAAAUGGCUACUAACAGAGCAACCAAAAGCGGAUUUGCUGCCGAAGCACAAAGAAAGGUAAACGCAAAAUACAGCGAAGAACUGGCCCGUGAAAGUCUAGAAUGGAUAGCAUCCAUAACAGGCGAUGGUAUCAGCACUGCCGGCGACAUGGACAACUUCUAUGAAGUAUUAAAAGAUGGGCAACUCUUGUGCAAACUGGUUAAUACUAUCAAACCGUCAAUUGUGAAAAAAGUCAAUAGUAGUCAGAUGGCCUUCAAAUGUAUGGAAAAUAUCAACGCCUUCCUGGAAGCUGCGAGAGAGCUGGGUGUUCCCGCGCAGGAAACUUUCCAAACGGUUGAUCUUUGGGAGAGGCAAAAUCUGAAUUCUGUCGUUAUCUGUUUGCAGUCUUUGGGGAGAAAGGCUGGCAACUACGGCAAGCCAUCAAUAGGACCAAAAGAGGCCGAGAAAAACGAAAGAUUGUUCUCAGAGGAGAAGCUAAAGGCGGGCCAGACUAUUAUUGGGCUUCAGAUGGGAAGCAAUAAGGGGGCCAACCAAUCCGGCAUCAAUUUUGGAAACACAAGGCACAUGUAAAGACGUCUCUUCGUAUUGUAAUUAGGUUUAUACUCUUAUUUAGGUUUGAUUUUCUAUUAUAAAUUCGCACGAAGUGCCAAUUUAUUAGAGAGACACUAUAUAAAAGUAAAGGUCAGAAAAAAGUUGAUUUUUUUGAGAGGACAUGUUUAUUUAAAAAUUAUUUUUUUAGGCUGUUUGUAGAUUAAGAUACCUAUUUAUUAUUGUAACAACGACCAAUAACUUCUAUAUUCUCUAAUAAAAAGAUUACUUACACGUU
Zophobas morio is the source of this 992-nucleotide messenger RNA. Its product is annotated as myophilin. The coding region runs from base 170 to 736 and encodes 188 amino acids. Gene Ontology annotation, cellular component: actin cytoskeleton. Gene Ontology annotation, biological process: actin filament organization. Lineage: Eukaryota; Metazoa; Arthropoda; Insecta; Coleoptera; Tenebrionidae. The transcript is spliced from 4 exons. Gene Ontology annotation, molecular function: actin filament binding. The record is from RefSeq and is a predicted model, not a curated record.